Procambarus clarkii (red swamp crayfish) is the source of this 381-nucleotide messenger RNA. RefSeq lists its product as uncharacterized. The record is from RefSeq and is a predicted model, not a curated record. NCBI's taxonomy places the organism in Eukaryota, Metazoa, Arthropoda, Malacostraca, Decapoda, Cambaridae.
AUGGAAGCACAGAGAUUGGAAAAAGAGCAGAUAAAGGAAGCACAAAGAUUGGAAAAAGAGACAAAAGCCCAGAUUAUGGAAGCACAGAGAUUGGAAAAAGAACGGAUAAAGGAAGCACUGAGAUUGGAAAAAGAGAAAAAAGCCCAGAUUUUGGAAGCACAGAGAUUGGAAAAAGAACAGAUAAAGGAAGCACAGAGAUUGUUAAAAGAGAGAAAGGCCCAGAUUAUUGAAGCACAGAGAUUGGAAAAAGAACAGAUAAAGGAAGCACAGAGAUUGGAAAAAGAGAGAAAACUCCAGCUUUUGGAAGCACAGAAAUUGGAAAGAGAGCAAACAGCACAGAUACAGCCAGCAGAGACACUGGAAAGGAAAGACAAAGACUAG